AUGACGGACACUUCAAGUUCUACUGAGCCUGGUAUGGAAGAAUUACAGAGGGAAACAAUUCGAUCUAUCGAAAAAUUUUCUCAAAUUAGUAAGAUUAGAGUCAAGGAUAAUAAUUUUAUUCAAAAGAAAAUUAAACAAAUUUCUAAACAAAGAGUGGAAUUUCGAAAAUUUGCUGAAGAUUCUAUCUAUACUUCAAAGUCUAAGAAUACAUAUAAAUCAGAAGCUACAUCAUUAAAAAAACAAGUUGAAAGAGUUGGAAAUUCUUUAGGUGAAAUAUUAGCCGGAAUUGGGGCUAUUGCCGUAGCUACGGCAGAUCAUUUCGCAGGGGAACAUCCGCAAUUGCAAAGGUUGCUCCUCAGAUCUGUAGGUUUGGACGUAUGGUAUUUCUUGGAGGUUCAUUGGGAACGUCAAACUGUCGAAAUUGAAGAUAUUAUUAAAAAGUUAGAAUAUGGCGAACAACUAAUGACAAAACUUAACGCUGAGGUUAUUUUGUCUAAGGCAAAAAAAUUACGCGAAAGUUCUAAUAAAUACAGUGUUACUGUACGACAAGCUCUGACUAGAGAUGUGAUACAAGGAGUAAGAAUUUUAUAA
Rhizophagus irregularis DAOM 181602=DAOM 197198 is the source of this 591-nucleotide messenger RNA. Lineage: Eukaryota; Fungi; Glomeromycota; Glomeromycetes; Glomerales; Glomeraceae. The record is from RefSeq and is a predicted model, not a curated record.